Molecule: messenger RNA, 1548 nt
Organism: Naegleria lovaniensis
Lineage: Eukaryota; Heterolobosea; Eutetramitea; Acrasida; Naegleriidae
Exons: 3
Coding region: 1-1548 (515 amino acids)
Biological process (GO): regulation of transcription by RNA polymerase II
Cellular component (GO): nucleus
Molecular function (GO): DNA-binding transcription factor activity, RNA polymerase II-specific
Source: RefSeq, a predicted model, not a curated record
AUGUCUCACGAUCUUCGCUAUGAUUACCAUUUCUAUUCCCAUCAACAAGGAAUGGAGGGUUAUUUAUUCUCUUUAGAUUCAAUUAUGCGAAAUGAUCCCAAACUUAGAAGGCCGCUCAAGUUUGACGAAACCAAUUGCGUGUUUUGUGCCUUGGAAACUGGUGAUUUUGAAAUUGGUAGAAAAUUCUUUAAUAAUUGGUACAAAAAAGCUGAUAAUGAAGAUGCUCUUUUAAAUCCCAUGUCCGUGUUAACUCAAUGGUUUUCUGAAGGAGAUGAUUUGCAAAAAUAUGUUGAUAUGGAAUGUAUGAAUGCAUUGAUUGCUUUCUUGAAUAGUUCUGUGAGAUAUGUACCAUUCUAUGCAAGCAGAUGUUUGGACAUUCUCACAAGAGAAAGAUGUGGAUUGGUCUUGUUGAAAUUGCAUGACCAAGAAAUGGCUUCUAAUGAUCAAGCAUCUCUUAGAAAGUUGAUGGAUAACUUGAUUUCCAUGAUGUUAAAAGAAACAUCUCUGGAAAAACGAGAAGGUUUAUUGAUUUUUGCAAAUAUUUGCAAAUUUAUAGUCAACGAAGAUACUUUGGAUGAAGACUUUUAUGUCGAAAAGUUUUAUAAUUUGGCUCAACGAGUGAAGGCAUUGUUAUUGGAAUUCCGUUUCUUUAAUUCGAUCGUUCAUUGCUUGAAAUUUCUCAACAUGACACAAUUCAAGUGUGAAAUGAGGGACGGAAUAGACAUCAAUAGUUUAAAGACGAGUUCAACAAGAGAUGUCACAAAGGUUGGAGACGAUUUUAUUGAAAUUAGAAAAUUUGGAAAAGGAACAAAUCAAGAAAAGCUUCUUACUAGAGGGGAGUGUUCAAUGACAGGAACUAAAUUAAUGAAUGCAGCUGUUGUUGAUUUUCAGAGAAGUAUGGCAAAAUGCAUUUACAGAUUCUCACUUGUGAAAUUCGAUAAGGAAAAAGCAAAAUCAAAUUUUAAAGGUCAAGCCACACUCUUUGUCACUCUCUGCACCCAGCUUUUGAAGAAAACCUCUGACUAUGCCACACAAUGUUACUUGUUGGGAGCUCUUUGCUCAUUCCAUGAAAAAGGAUAUUUUGAAGGAAGUGAUUGUGACAUGUCCAGUAUUUUAUGGGAACACUUGAGAGGAACAUUUUUCUUCAAUUCAGAAGCUAUGAAAAACAGAGACUCUAAAAUUGGCUGGGAUGCUGAAUGCCCAACUUUACCAGAGAAAGGUUGGUCAGCCUCAACGAGAUGGGUUCAGCUGUCUGCAAAGCUUGAACCUGAGUAUCAUGAAACAAGUCUCGCUUUAGAAGACUUGUCCAACAAAUUAAGGAAAAUAUUGGUAGGAAUUACUGAUGAACAAAUUGAACAAGCAGAAAAAGCAGCUCACCAAAAUGUUUCCUCAAGCAACACUAAUGCUUCAGAAUCAAAUACUUGCAACACAUGUGGAAAACCUGCAACUAGCAAGUGUUCGCAAUGUAAGAGCGUUUUUUAUUGCUCGGUUGAAUGUCAGAAAAAGAAUUGGCCUGAGCACAAGAAAACUUGUGUCAAGAAAGUGUAA